Saxophila tyrrhenica is the source of this 1722-nucleotide messenger RNA. RefSeq lists its product as uncharacterized. NCBI's taxonomy places the organism in Eukaryota, Fungi, Ascomycota, Dothideomycetes, Mycosphaerellales, Extremaceae. The transcript has a single exon. The coding region runs from base 1 to 1722 and encodes 573 amino acids. The record is from RefSeq and is a predicted model, not a curated record.
AUGACGGACACCUGGCAAGAGAUAGCAGAACGCAAGCGACAAGAGCGUGACUCCCGCAUCCCCAAAGAAUGGCGCCUCCGCCGUGCCAUCCCCUCCGACCGUUUCAAUCUCAAAGAUGUCCCACGAGAGUCUGGCAUCUUGACCCAGCGAGAACUUGAUCUCACAGAGAACUUCGAUGCUACAGCUCACCUCUCCGGCCUCUUGACAGGCCUCCUCAAAUCUGUAGAUGUCACGACGGCAUUCUGCAAACGCGCCGCCAUCGCCCAACAAGCUACGAACUGCCUGACCGAAAUCCUUUUCACGGACGCCAUCACCCGUGCAAAGGAACUCGAUGCCCACUACGCACGGACCGGGAAACCCAUCGGACCUCUACACGGCCUCCCCAUCUCGCUCAAAGACACCUUCAAAAUCAAAGGCUACGACUCCUCCGUCGGCGUAGCAGCCUUCUGCUUCCAGCCCGCUACCACCAACUCCGCGCUCGUGGACCUCCUGCUCGAGCUUGGCGCAGUGCUAUACUGUAAGACCAAUGUGCCGCAGACGAUGGCAGCGCUGGAUAGCCAUAACAACGUCUUUGGCCGGACCUUAAACCCGGCGAAUCGCUUGCUUACAGCCGGUGGCAGUAGUGGUGGCGAGGGCGCUUUAAUUGCGAUGCGCGGGAGUGUGUUGGGUGUGGGGACGGAUAUUGGGGGCAGUAUCCGUGUGCCGGCCUUUGUGAAUGGGCUGUAUGGUGUAAAGCCUUCGCAUGGCAGGGUGCCGUAUGCUGGGCAGGAAGGCGGAGCGCUGCCGGGAGCGAACAAGGUGGGGAUGGAGGCCACGGCGGGACCGAUUGCGGUGAGUCAGAGGGACUGCGAGAUGUUUUUGAGGGUGGUUUGUGAUGCAAAGCCGACGGGGCUGGAUCCUGAGGUGCUUGAGCAGACGUGGGGGCAGCAGGCAUCGCUUCCCGUGGGGAGUGGGAGGAAACUGAGGAUCGGAGUCGCAAGAACGGAUGGGCAUGUGACGCCUUUGCCGCCGGUUCAGAGGCUGAUGGAUGAUGUGGCGAAGACGUUGGCCGCAGUGGGUGGUAUUGAGGUGGUAGAGAUGGAUUUGUCGAGCUUUGGGCCGCAGAUUGUGAAGACGUUCAAUGGGAUCAUGUCGAUUGAUGGAGCGAAUACCUGGUUUGAUCAUCUGGAGAAGACGGGAGAGCCACUGUCGCCUUGGCUAUCAACUCGGUUGAAGCGCCGACCGCAGAAGAAGAUAGACGACGUUCGAAAGCUGCAAGCCCAACGGACGGAUAUACAGACCAGAUUCCUCUCCGUCUGGAAAGAGAGCGGCGGCUACUGGCGAUCCUCCACCCCAUCCACAGCUGGAGAAGACAAACACCUCGACCUCCUCAUCUGCCCUCCAGCUCCGCAUCCUGUCGCAGCGAUCGAUAGAUGGAACGAUACAAACUACCAUUCGAUGUUCAACAUCCUUGACGUCAGUACUGGCAUCCUCCCUGUGCGGACGUUCUCCGAGAAAGACAUGCAGAGCGAGGUCACGGCCACGAAGCCGCUGAAUGGAUGGGACAAGGUCAAUCGAGAAAUGUGGACGGGUUUCGACCGCAAGACGUAUCUAGGAAGCGCUCUGAGCAUUCAGGUGGUGGCGCCGAGGUUGCAGGAGAGGAGAUUGGUGGAGGGGAUGGGGUUGUUGGACGAGGCGUUGAGGGGGUUGAGAGAGGAGAGUGCCAGGAGGAGUAAGCUGUAG